AUGAGUCGACUUAAUGGAAAGGUUAUCAUUGUGACCGGGGGCGGUGCUGGAUUUGGGCGUGCAAUUGUGCUGAAACUCGUCCGUGAAGGCGCUCGCGUCCUGGCGGUAGACUUGAAUGGAGCUGAAGCUGAGCAGACGGUCAUAUUAUGCCCGCCCGCCUCGUGCCACGCUUGUACAGCAGACGUUACCCUCGAGUCGUCGUGGCGCCAGAUUCUCUCCACGGCGCGCAGUCUCUUCGUUGACCGGCUUGACGUCGUUGUGAACUGUGCAGGAGUGAUCCACGGUGCAGCACCGUCGCACGAGGUCCCCGAAGAGCAAUUCGACUUUAUGUUCAAGGUCAACGUGAAGCCACUGUACUUGAGCACCAAAGUCAUUGUGCCGUGGUGGAAGGAGAGGAAAUGCCCCGGCCUAUUCAUCAACCUAAGCAGCACCAGUGAACCGAGACCCCGUCCGUACUUUGUAUGGUACGCAGCUAGCAAAGGCGCCGUGACAGCUGCGACGAAAGGUCUUGCGGCAGAGUAUGCCUCUGAUGGCAUUCGGUAUAAUUGCAUUCGACCUUCAAUAGGGGAGACAGCCAUGCUAUCCAAGGUGCUUGGAGACCCCGACAGCUCGGAUUCUGACCGUCGCGAAAAGAUCUUGGGUUCGAUACCGCUGGGUCGUGUUUGCAAACCGGAAGAUGUGGCGAACAUUACUUCUUUCCUCGCCUCGGACGAAGCAAGCUACAUCACUGGCGCAGCGUUCGACGUCGAUGGCGGAAGAGGAGUGAGUUGA
Molecule: messenger RNA, 771 nt
Organism: Exophiala aquamarina CBS 119918
Lineage: Eukaryota; Fungi; Ascomycota; Eurotiomycetes; Chaetothyriales; Herpotrichiellaceae
Exons: 4
Coding region: 1-771 (256 amino acids)
Source: RefSeq, a predicted model, not a curated record